This is a messenger RNA of Camelina sativa (false flax), 889 nucleotides long. RefSeq lists its product as uncharacterized. The record is from RefSeq and is a predicted model, not a curated record. NCBI's taxonomy places the organism in Eukaryota, Viridiplantae, Streptophyta, Magnoliopsida, Brassicales, Brassicaceae.
UAGCGCUCUCGUCGACGUCCAAACUCCAUUAUCACUAUGUCCAAACAGAUAGCCUUUUUUGCUUUACACGACGACGUUUGCUUUCUCUUUUAUCUCCCUCCACCCAACCAGCGAACAAUUAAAACAUCGCUACCAAACACAUCAUCUCCUCCUCCACACAAUGUCGAAGUCUUCUUCAAACCUUGCUUCAUGCGCCGUCGCCACGCUUUUCAUCGUCUUCCUUAUCAUCGCCGCUCUAACAGUUUAUCUAACUGUAUUUAGACCGAGAGAUCCAGAGAUCUCCGUCACUAGUGUUAAGGUUCCGUCAUUCUCCGUUUCGAACGGCUCCGUCAGCUUCACUUAUUCCCAAUUCUCCGCCGUUAGAAACCCUAACCGCGCAGCUUUCUCGCACUACAACAACGUAAUCCAGCUCUUCUACUACGGAAACCGGAUCGGUUCCACUUUCAUACCCGCUGGUGAGAUCGAAUCGGGUCAAACGAAACGCAUGUCUGCUGAUUUCUCAGUACAGUCGUUUCCUUUAGCGGUGGCCUCUGCUUCUCAGAUCUCCGCCGCCGGAUUUCGAAAUCUUGGAUCAGGCGGUUACGGAACCGGGUUAGUGGAGUUGGAUAAUCGGUCCGGGUCAACGGUGGAAAUAGAGUCGAAGCUGGAGAUGGCGGGUCGGGUCCGGGUUCUUGGUUUGUUUACUCACCGAAUCGCGGCAAAAUGUAACUGUAGGAUCGUGAUUUCCACGAGUGAUGGUUCGAUCGUAGCCGUCCGUUGUUAGAUAGUUGAUAAAUAUACUGUAACAGUCUUUUCUGAUACAUUUAAAAGUUUAGAAAUUUGCAAAUAUAAAUACAAAAAUUUUGUACCUGCAAUGUUAUUUGAAAUAAUUGAAAUGCUUUUUCAGAUU